This is a messenger RNA of Solanum pennellii, 525 nucleotides long. RefSeq lists its product as uncharacterized. The record is from RefSeq and is a predicted model, not a curated record. Bases 1 to 525 code for a protein of 174 amino acids. NCBI's taxonomy places the organism in Eukaryota, Viridiplantae, Streptophyta, Magnoliopsida, Solanales, Solanaceae. The transcript has 3 exons.
AUGGAACAGGCCAUCACUAUGAAGUCCCAGGCCAUGACUUACCAUGUCAACCGACAAAAUGUUCAAAGAGAGAACCCACAGGUUCUUAGCAUGGCUGACAGGCUUCGAGACUUCAUGAGGAUGAAUCCUCAUAUUUUCACAGGGUCCAAGACUUCAGAAGAUCCCCAGGAGUUUGUGGGCGAGACAUGGUGCAAGAUGUGGCAGGAUAGCCGAGCUUUGGGCGGAGUUUCGGUCACUUGGGAGUAUGCUACUUCCCUCGUAUCUAACAGCAGGGACGAGAUGAGCAGGUUUCUCACAGGAAUCAAUGGAGAUUUGGAGGAGCAGUGUCGUUCUGCGAUGCUCCACGAUUACAUGGACCUCUCCAGGUUGAUGGUGCAUGUACAGCAGGUAGAGGACAGUCGGAAGAAGAGAGGCGUUCGUGAUGCUAGGAGGAAUAAGCCUCAACAUCAGGCAGGUCCUAGUAAUGGAGGCAACAGAAACAAUUUUGGCAUCCGUGAACAGCCCAGAUUCAAAAAGGGGCAAUAG